Rotaria sp. Silwood1 is the source of this 1530-nucleotide messenger RNA. Lineage: Eukaryota; Metazoa; Rotifera; Eurotatoria; Philodinida; Philodinidae. The record is from the annotation of a GenBank genome assembly.
AUGUCAGCCGGACGUUCGAGUACAAAUACUCGAACAUCAUCUAUGACACGUCCAAUGCCACUAAUUAAUACUACUCCAGGUGUUUCAUCAAUAACAAGAUCAAUUCAAUCGGGCAGUAUGAAUGUAACAAUCAAUACUGCUACAUCGAGACCACUGACUGGAGUCAGACAAAGAUCGACAGAUAGAACAAAUAUUUCGACACGAUACAUUCCAGCAACAGCAUCAUUAAGUCAACGAAGAGUGUCAACUGAUACGACAAGAUCGAGAUUAUCUAGUCAAGAUCAAUCUACUGUUAGUACAAAUCAACAUUAUACAAAUGGGGCAGUUAAUGAAUCAUCGAAUGAUCAUCCAGAUCGACAUGAAUCGAAUGGCUUGAAUUUGACAUCAACUACGAAUACAAAUGAAGAAUCAACGAAUGCAAAAGCUUCUUCAAUUGAUCGACAAAAUAGUCACUCACCAUCACCACUUGAAUCAAGAUUAAAACAAGGUGGUUUAACUGGUUUGCAAAAUCUUGGCAAUACUUGUUUUAUGAAUUCAGUACUUCAAUGUUUAUCGAAUACAAAGCCACUUUUAUUAUUUUGUUUCAAAGAUAAUCUUUCUGACUAUUUAAAUACAUCAUCAACAAGUGUGAUGAAAGGUGUUUUAAUGAGAGAAUAUGCAAAUUUAAUUCGAAAAAUGUGGACUUCAUCUGAUGGUCACUCUAUUGUAAGUCCUUCUUCAUUUAAAAAUACAAUCGGACGAUUUGCACCACGUUUUCUUGGUUAUGCACAACAAGAUUCUCAAGAAUUUUUAAGAUAUCUUUUACAAGGACUUCAUGAAGAUGUUAAUCGUGUACAACGAAAACCAUCACCAAUUAAAAUUGAUGAAAAAGCAGAAGAAAAAAUGAAAGAAAGAGAUCGUGCAAAAUUAAGUUGGGAACGUUGUUUACUUUACGACAAUAGUUCUAUUUCUGAUAUAUUUGCUGGACAAUUGAAAAGUACUCUUGAAUGUUGUCAUUGUCAAUAUCAAUCAACAACAUUUGAUAUGUUUUGGGAUUUAUCGAUUCCAUUACCACGAAGUAAAUCAUCAACUAGUGUACAAGAAUGUAUUCAAUUAUUUAUGAGUAAAGAAGAUUUAGAUGGAAAUGAAAAACCGAUGUGUGCCAGAUGUAAACAAAAACGACGAUGUACAAAGAAGUUUUCUAUACAAAAAUGUCCCGAUAUUCUUGUACUUCAUUUAAAACGUUUUUCGCAAGCUCGUGGUCGAACAAAAUUAAGUACUCAUGUAGAUUUUCCAAUAAAUAAUCUUAAACUUGACGAUCUAACUGAUGUUAUGUCUGAAAGUUAUGAAGGACCAGUUCCAACUUAUAAUUUAUUUGGUAUAUCAAAUCAUAGUGGUUCUGCAUACUCUGGUCAUUAUAUUGCGCAAUGUAAACAUCCAUUUACUAAUCAGUGGCAUGAAUUUAAUGAUUCAAGUGUUUAUUCAUUGAGUGACAAAUCUCGAAUAAUAUCGUCAAAUGCUUAUGUGCUAUUUUAUGAACGAAAUAAAUGA